AUGGCCAAUAUCACCACGUUGGUGACUAAAUUCAUCCUCAUGGGAUUUUCAGACAAGCGGGAGUUGCAAGUCCUCCAGGCUGUGCUGUUUUUACUCAUCUACUUGACAGCUCUUGUUGGCAACCUGCUCAUCAUUCUUCUUACCACCUUGGACCAGCACCUCCAAAGUCCCAUGUACUUCUUUCUGAAGACACUGUCAUUGUUAGAUCUCUGCUUCAUCUCUGUCACAGUUCCCAAGGCCAUUAUUCAAUCCUUUACCCAGAAUCAUUCCAUAUCAUUCCUGGGGUGUGUGGUACAGGUCUUUUUGGUUGUAUCGUUUGCUUGUACAGAGCUCGGCUUGCUCACAGUGAUGUCCUAUGACAGAUAUGUGGCCAUUUGCUGCCCCCUACAAUAUCAGGUCAUCAUGAAGAAAGGUGCUUGUGAGCAGAUGGUGUUUGCUUCAUGGCUCAGUGGGGUUGUCUCUGGGUUUUUGAAUACAUCUGUGACCUUCUCAUUACAAUUUUGUAGAUCAAAUUUUGUCCAACAGUUCUUCUGUGAGAUCCCCUCAUUACUCAAACUCUCCUGCUCAGAGAAAUACAUUGCUGAGAUUGGAGCCAUAAUUGUGACAACAUCCUUGGGUAUUAUGUGUUUUAUUUCAAUCCUGGUUUCUUAUAUUCACAUCUUCUCCAUGGUUCUGAAGAUACGAUCAGUGGAAGGCCGGUCAAAAGCCUUCUCAACAUGCAUUCCUCAUCUGGUGGUGCUUACUGUUUUCCUCACUACAGGGUCCAGUGCUUACCUAAAGCCUGUGUCGGAGUCCCCUUCUGAAUGGGAUUUGCUGGUGUCUGUCUUCUACACCAUGGUGCCACCAACACUGAAUCCGAUCAUCUACAGUCUGAAAAACAAGGACAUGAAAGCAGCCUUUUGGAAAAUCAUACAAGUA
Messenger RNA from Galeopterus variegatus (Sunda flying lemur), 918 nucleotides. Its product is annotated as olfactory receptor 14A16-like. The record is from RefSeq and is a predicted model, not a curated record. The transcript has 2 exons. Gene Ontology annotation, molecular function: G protein-coupled receptor activity; olfactory receptor activity; odorant binding. Gene Ontology annotation, biological process: G protein-coupled receptor signaling pathway. The annotation marks the transcript as partial. Gene Ontology annotation, cellular component: membrane. NCBI's taxonomy places the organism in Eukaryota, Metazoa, Chordata, Mammalia, Dermoptera, Cynocephalidae.